AUUUCUAUUUUGCUCUUUUCUUCAGUUACGCUUUAUUUUUAUAUUAACCUUGUUAUUUGUAUUCUAUAUAUUUUUUUGCACUCGAUAUGCAUAUUUGGCAAUACCGUUAUCUCCUAAUGCUUUCUUCAGAUAAACACAAGCGCAAACAAGCAGCACGUCAACGAACUAGCACUAUAUACAGUCCAUACAUUACAUUAAUACACACAUUUAGUUCUUGAGAAUUGCUUGAGCACUGAGCCAAUGAGUCGAUGUCACUUGGCUACGCCCAAGAAACAGAUCGGCUGCUCUCCGACCAGCCGCCUGUAGUGUAUUCGAGCACGAUUUCGGCGCCAGAGUCAAUAGCAGAGAGCAGCUCUGCCGCCAUAACUACCACAGGCGUCGCAUGGUCGGGGGUUCCCAGCGAGAUAGAUAACAAAGGAAGCACAGCCAGGGAUUUUUACGCCGCCGAACGCAACUAUCUGAGCUGGUUGCGUCUGUCGAUGGUCAUCAUGAGCACGGGCGCCGCAGCGCUAGUCAGCUUUCGGCAACCGAGUAACACGUCACCAAAUGAUAAGAAUAUAUUACACUCGUGCUACUGGUUAAAAACAGUUAUCAAUGGAUACAACCACUAUAUUGGGUUGGCGCUCUUCUUUCUGGCCGUAUUCACUGGUUUGGCUGCCAUGUCCGUCUUCUACCACACGCACGCGCAGCUGGCUGUACUGCAGCAGCCGCUCAGAUGGUCGGGGAUGCUGCUCAUUUCUGUUACUUUUGCGACGGCAUUGGCAUCUUUUUCUGUCGCUAUGGCUGCCUUUUGCCGCUAAAGAAGACAACCAAUUGCUCUUAUUUUUUGGCUGCAAUUUCUCAAGUGAUUUUUUUGCUAGAGGUUUGUGCUGGCAGUGAACUUUUUUUACAAAAUGUCUUCAAGGCAUCGCAACAAAUUGAUUGUAUUUUUAUUUUAUUCCUUAAGUAUUCGGAAACACGGAAUCCAU
Kickxella alabastrina is the source of this 968-nucleotide messenger RNA. RefSeq lists its product as uncharacterized. Lineage: Eukaryota; Fungi; Kickxellomycota; Kickxellomycetes; Kickxellales; Kickxellaceae. The transcript has 2 exons. The record is from RefSeq and is a predicted model, not a curated record. Bases 249 to 800 code for a protein of 183 amino acids.